This is a messenger RNA of Parathielavia appendiculata, 2199 nucleotides long. RefSeq lists its product as uncharacterized. The coding region runs from base 1 to 2199 and encodes 732 amino acids. The record is from RefSeq and is a predicted model, not a curated record. NCBI's taxonomy places the organism in Eukaryota, Fungi, Ascomycota, Sordariomycetes, Sordariales, Chaetomiaceae. Gene Ontology annotation, cellular component: nucleus. Gene Ontology annotation, molecular function: RNA binding; metal ion binding. Gene Ontology annotation, biological process: negative regulation of DNA-templated transcription. The transcript is spliced from 3 exons.
AUGGUCUCUGACGAGACGUUCGAGAUUUGCCUUCCAAUCCUUCAGGACCCGAACAUCGAGGAUGAGGACAAGACGGACAAACUCGAAGAGCUGCUCAAGGAGAAGACAAGCCUGACUGGGCAAGCUCUGGAAAACGCCGUAUUAGAUGCACUAUGGAGGUACCGGGAAGGAGGAGGGAGUACAACCUCGCCGCCCCCUAUAAGGCAGACUAUCCUGCGGCGGCCAUCACCUGCCUCUUGGCGCGGUUCUGGAACGCCGCUCUCGAGUUCACCUCGACUGGGUGUCAGCCCGCUUGCACCGCCGGGCUUCAUGCCAACGUCGCUUAGUCGGACAAAGUCGUCGACUGCUUCCCCCUUUGGGUCGCCACGGCCGUCCCCGAGGCUGGCGUUUGCCGCACCUGUGCCGCACAGCCCAAGCCUGAACGCCUACCAGUUUGCCCACGACGACACCCCGUCGCAAGAGGUAUUUGGAGACUACCAGUCUGACAAUGUGGACUGGCUCGUGAGCGACGAUGCAAUCAGUGUGACAUCCUCGGUUGGCGUCUCCAGCGGGCUGAAUGUCAGUGCUCCCGAAUUCGUCUCGACGCAGCAGCAGACAGAUAUGACCCCCUACGACAUGCUGCGGUCAAUACUGGGGCAGACGAAGUCGGAUGAGGAGAUCAGUGCCGCGCUCGCCAUGCACGGCUACGACCUGGGCGCUACCGUUGCUGCCAUCAUGGAGACACAGAUGCAGGACAACCUUGCAUCGGCUGCUCAAGCCGAGGAGAACCGAGUCAUCAUUGGGAAAGCGAUGAGUUCGGAUGGCCGGCCAACCACGCCAGCGGAUCAACAAAAGACGGGAGUCAUCUGCAAGUUCUAUCUGUCUACGGGUCAGUGUCUUCGCGCGGAUUGCCGAUUCAGCCACGAUUUGAGCAGCCACAUCUGCAAGUACUGGGUGGCGGGCAACUGCCUCGCUGGCAGCACCUGUAUCUUCUCGCACGACCCGGCUCAUCUCGUCAAUCGGCUCCAUAUUGAUGGCUCGGGCACGCCGCCGACCCAACAUGCAACAGUCAAUCUGCAAGACUACAGCAGCUUUCCGGCACUGCAGCCAGGGACGCCGGAGCAGAUCUUUGCGGCUACCACCAGCUAUCGUGCCUUGGGAGUAACCCCCCCUCCCGGUUUCAAGUCACACCAUGCCUACCCUGACCGCCCCCGGUCCCGGCCAGGCAGUCGGCAUCAGCAGAAGGACAGCGCGCAGUCUGCUCCGUCUCCGGACGAUGCCGAUGCGUUUCCUUCGCUCGGCGCAGCUGUGGUCAAGCAGGGAAAGAAGCACCACGGCAAGAGAGGCGGUCACGGCCAUGGGCCGAAAGAGAUCUUUGCACCAAGCACAUUGGCCGACAUUGUAAAAAUGUCUCCGUCACCGACACCUUCUAUGCAGCAGAACCGCAGGCCUCCCCGUAACGGCAGCUCAACGAAUGUUCGCAAUGGGGAGAACAGCGCGGCUGCCCAGGCGAUUCCCACUCCUAAACACAUUCCCUGGCUCGAAACUGGUGAGAGAGCCAACAAGGCUUAUCUCAAAGCGCGGCAGGAUGCCAUCAAGCACGGUGGACUCCGGAACAAGUUCCUCCAGAGCGCCGCGCAAGCCUGGAACCGCAACGAUGCGCGAGCCGCCAAGGCACUCAGUCUGCGCGGGCAGAGCGAGAACGACCUCAUGCGGAAAGCUCAUCGCGAGGCGGCCCAGCAGCUGUACGAAGAGCGCAACAAGGGCAGGGAGAACUGCCCAGAGAUUUACGUCGACCUGCACGGACUGCACCCCGAGGAGGCGGUGGAAUACCUGGAGGGCAUCCUCAUGGAGAAUGUGGCGGAAACCAGGCCCAUCUAUGCCAUCACGGGCACUGGCCACCACAGCAAGAAUGGUAAGGACAAGGUCGGCAAGGCGGUCCGGAGCUUCCUGAAUGAGUGGCGCUACGCCUACCGCGAGUUCUCGGUUCCCGGCGACCGGAACAGCACGGGCGGCAUUCUGGGCAUCGACGCGGGCAGCUGGGACCGGUCGCUCUCGCAGGAUGGGAAGACACUGACGAGGAAAGAGGAGGACAAAGAGGAGGUGGACAUUCUGUCGCAAGGUGUUGAGAUUGGCGAGGGCAAGGUCAAGCUGCUUGUUAGAGACACGUCGGCGGCCAAGGAGCCGCCCAAGGGUCCGUCAGGGGCUAGGGGCAGGUGA